This is a messenger RNA of Penicillium angulare, 2985 nucleotides long. RefSeq lists its product as uncharacterized. Gene Ontology annotation, biological process: positive regulation of transcription by RNA polymerase II. Bases 1 to 2985 code for a protein of 994 amino acids. Gene Ontology annotation, molecular function: transcription cis-regulatory region binding; zinc ion binding; DNA-binding transcription factor activity, RNA polymerase II-specific. Gene Ontology annotation, cellular component: nucleus. The record is from RefSeq and is a predicted model, not a curated record. Lineage: Eukaryota; Fungi; Ascomycota; Eurotiomycetes; Eurotiales; Aspergillaceae. The transcript has 5 exons.
AUGGCAGAAGAACAAAUUCCAGAUCCCGCUAGCGAGAGCCAUUCUGCUGAACCGGGAAGAAACCAAGCGCCCCGCAAGCAUGCAAAGAAACGCACUAAAACAGGCUGUCUGACUUGUCGGAAACGUCGGAUUAAAUGCGGCGAGGAAAAACCUAUUUGUAGUAACUGUGUCAAGUCAAAACGUAUCUGUGAGGGUUAUGCUCAGCGUGUGGUCUUCAAGAACCCUCUGGGUAUCCUCGGUCCAUAUGGUCCGCCGCAGUCUCACGCUCCACAGUUAGUCCAACAGCCACCACGGCCGUUGUAUAAUGACUAUAGCACUCUACCGCCUCAACAGGCUGCGGCUGCGGCACAACAUCCUAUGUUGGCUCCGCGAUUACCGGAAGCCACGCCCUCGGGAUAUACAUAUGAAGCCUCAUCUACAGCACCCACGGGAGCAAAAUAUCAAGAGACGCGGCAGAGCAUCGAUUCUUCUCAGUUUCAUUACCCGACCUUCCUAGCACAAGCUCCUCAGCAGUGUUCUAGCGAUUCGGUAGAAUCGGACGAGAGAAGAACCUCACAAUCUACUGCCAGUGCCUACACAGAAUUCCAUCCUCAACCUAAUACCUCGCAUAAUUAUGAUUCCCAUCCCUCAUAUGAUGAACUAUCUCCUCAGAUGCCGCGGCCCAUCACCGAUUGGGCAAGUAUCGCGGCCCAGGAUCAUAGCAGUGAUUUAUAUCCACCGCUAUACAACACUUCUACUACAGAAUAUCGGUACCCACAGUCCGAUCAAGCUGCACAGCCUACUAGCCCGGUGCAAUUUAUACCACUUUCCCAGCCCCAGGUUCUCUAUAUUGAGGAUGAAGCCGAGGACUUUUACGAUGUGGAAUCAGAUGAAGAAAUGGUGGAUCAAACUCAAACGGAAGGGUUCAAUCAGCUAAAUCUAAUCAUGGCGUCUGCCAGUAAUGAUGAUCGGCAGCUUCGUUCUUUCACAACUCACCUGAACGAACCAAACAUCCUAGCAUCCUACUACCCUACCCUUGGAUCCUCUCCGCUAAAUAACCCUAAAACAGCCCGUAUAUUCGCACAUUUCAUCCACUCCACAGGACCAUCUCUAUCAAUUUUCGAGCGACACCCGACCGACUCCUCUAUCAUGUUGGGAAUGUCCGUUCCACCUGCCCAGCGUGGCCUAUGGACAUACACACUUCCCCUCAAAGCUUUGGAGCAUCCAGCGCUUCUCCAAGCUAUACUCGCCAUUAGCAGCUUGCAUAUUGCAUAUCUACAACAAGCUCACACGACUGUCUCAUUGAAACACUACCAUUAUGCAUUGAAGCGAAUCGGUCGUGCUGUUGGUCUCCCAGGUCGCCGCAAACACAUAGGCACCAUGGCCGCCACUCAACUCCUGGCAUAUUAUGAGGUCAUUUCGGCUGAUCACAGUAAAUGGAACAGUCAUCUUGCUGGCUCCGCCCAAAUCAUCCGAGAAAUUGACUGGGCGGGUAUCACCCGAGAUCUUCGGGCCCAUCGACGAAGAUUAAAUGAGAAUCAAGCUCAGAUGGGGUGGUCAGACUCAUCUAUGUACUAUCCUCAAUCUUAUGGAAGCGAGAUUUCUGACGACGACCCCUUUGCUGGAAAAGAAGGUACUGUCGACGAAGCGCUGAUUGGUUCUCUGAUGGGCCGAGCGAUUAGUUAUGAUGAGUUUGGUCAUGUUGAAGGACCCAAUCCUCAGACACCCAAGAAGCACUUUUCACGCAAGGAUAUUGAUACCUUCCGUAUUCAGUGCGACUUGUAUUGGUGGUUCACGAAGCAGGAUGUGUUUCAUAGUAUGGUGAGCGGUGAUAAAUUAUUCAUGCCGCAACACCUUCGAGCUCAGUGCCCUCCUCGAGCAGGCAUGGGUCGAAUAGACGCUAUAUACGGAUCUACGGAUCACUUCUGGCUAUUGCUCGGUCGCAUAACUGAUUUUGGAUAUCGGGAUCGCAAACGAAAACUCAAAGUCCUUCGCGUAGCAGGCACAGAAUGGAAGCCAAAUGCAGGACUUUUUCGGUUCAUGGGUCGAUUCACAGGGGGCUCUGGACCGCCGGGGCCACCUCCCUCUGGUCCACCAAGCUCAACCCCAGCAAGCGGUACAAGGCCCGGUCCUCCUCCAGACCCUCCACCGGAGGGACCACCAAUGUACGGCAUGGUACCACCACAAGCCCCGGCUCAACUACCAAAAGCCUUCUCGUACGACAGGCGUGGACAAAGAUCGUCCCCAGAAGUAGACGACGGAAGUGAAGAUACCACCUACGCCGAUGCAGAACGAGAAUGGGAAGAGAUCUUAGUAGCCAUGGAUACCUUUAUGCAGGCUCUGGGUCGAGAGUUUCAACCAUUACCCUCGGACGUGACACCACUUAUUGAAUCACCAUUUGGACCAGCCCGACAGUACCGCACGCACACAAUCGCAGUGCUCUGGGGCUUUUACUAUGCCGGUCGGAUCUUACUACAUCGUCUUCAUCCAUGCAUGCCCCCUGCCAUGAUGAUGGCUGCUGGUGUAGCUGCACCGACGACCGCAAAAUACGCACAGAUUGUCGGUCGCAUCAUGGCUGGUAUUUACUAUCCGCAGAUAUACAAUCUCCAAGCUGGUAGCCUUAGUCCGACGCUUGGUUCUUCCUUGACCGAGAUGACUAUGCCCAUGUUCUUUGCAGGGGUUCAAUAUGUCGAUCCGGUGCAGCGGGUCUGGACUAUCGCUAAAUUGAGAGAUGUCUCUCGACUAACUGGAUGGAAAACAUCUGACGCGAUUGCAGGUGGUUGUGAGAAAGCCUGGAUUGUUGCGGCUAAAUAUGGACGAGGACCACCUUAUGAGCGAUCAUUUAGGACAGAUCGUGAUCGCGAUGGUCAGGAUGUUCUUGAAAGAGAUCUCAGUUCCUCCUAUAGUGAAGAUCGGCGAUUUGUUACUGUUCAGGCCCCUGAUCGGGCACACCUAGCGAUGGGCCUUUUGAGUCUGGAAGGCGAUAUGAAGAGUCUAGAACUAUAG